Molecule: messenger RNA, 1746 nt
Organism: Erpetoichthys calabaricus (reedfish)
Lineage: Eukaryota; Metazoa; Chordata; Cladistia; Polypteriformes; Polypteridae
Product: erythroferrone
Exons: 8
Coding region: 493-1428 (311 amino acids)
Molecular function (GO): hormone activity
Source: RefSeq, a predicted model, not a curated record
AAGCAUUAAGGCCCAGAGCACACCUCUUCUUCAGAGGCAUGAUUUUUAAAGGCUGAUCUUUAAAAAGCGGGCACGUCCUAAAGACAGGGACUGGCAAAUAUACAUCUAGGAGAGAUCAGGGGUGAAUAGGAAGAGCUUCUGGAAAAGCGUCUGAUCAAGGUAGCGAUCAGCAUUUCCAGUUCAGAUUUUGGGUAACUUUAACCCUGCAAGCGCUGCAUCACCAUUCCUCUCAAGAGCACAUGUGAGCCAUCUGGCCCCAGUGAUGAAGUGCAACUCCUCACGGGGAGCUCUGCCUGCAGGACACUGACCCAUGAUCUGGAAGAAGUUGGCAGGUAACCAGCGAAUAAUCAGACCACAUAAAGUGCACUUGUGAGCAGAGGAGGAAAGGAACGUGGGAAUGACUGAGUAAAGCGUGCACUUAACGGAACUGGAGUGGCAUCGAACUCGCACUUGAAGCAGGAAGGACAUUGCACAUUUCGAGGACAGAAGGAUAUGCUCCUGAGUCCGAGCCCCCACUGCGCUUUGCUGUUGGCACUCUGUGCCCUGCUGGUGUCUGGCUGCGGAGCAGAGCAGGGGACUGCUGCAAGGAGGGAGACCGCCACCCUGGCCAGUCUGAACACCCCGGAGGUAGUCACAAACGAGGCUGCCUUUGCUGACCCUUUCAAAACCUGGAAGCUUUUCCUAGAGAAUUCCAACCGUGGAGUCAACGAGAAGAAAAGAAGUAAAGUCAAGGGGCAGAGGCAACAGCAUGGACUUCCAGGUCCACCUGGACCUCCUGGACCACCAGGGCCACCUGGUCUGCCUGGCAUUAAAGUUACUCCAGAGGAGCUAUUGGAGGAGUUUCGUUUGCUGCUCAAAGAGGCUUCUGGUCAACAGAGAAAGCUGGACCUGAAUGUGAUGUGUCCACUCUGUGAGGGACAAGGAGAUGAGUACUCCAUGAGUCUGGCAAUGUCGCCUCGCCGUAUUGAGACCGCCUUCCACUGCCUUUUGCGGCAGAGCACCACUGUGCGAAGACGCAGCCUUCAGGAGCUCCAGGACUUCACUCUGCAACCAGUUGGAGAUGGACUUUUCCAGAGGGGUCGGGGGCUGAAUACCAGCAGCGGGCGUUACACUGCACCAGUCUCUGGCUUCUACCAGCUGACCACCAGCCUACUUAUCGAAAGCAGUGAAUCACAGAAGAGGCAACAGUCCAGGCCACAGGAUUGCAUCCGUGUGGCAGUUUGCAUUGAGUCCCUCUGCCAGCGCAACAUGUCUCUAGAGACAGUAACAGCUGCGGGUCCGCCCGGUAGCAUCUUCACAGUCCUGGCAACUGGAAUGCUUUUCUUACAGGCUGGCCAAUACGUCUCUGUUUUUGUGGACAACGGCACAGGCUCAGCGAUCCGCAUUCAGGAAGGAUCCCACUUCUCUGGGAUUCUGUUAGGUGUGUGAUACGUCACUGCCGUCCUGCCAUCUAGCAGAGAUCCUAAUUCGCAACGAAGUGACAGGCCAAAAGUGUCAGAAGUGCUACAGGUCUUCUGCUUGGUACCCAAGGAUUACUGGAGGUCAUGAAGACCCCUGAUGGAAGUGGAAAGGCUGACCUGCCAGAAUUUUUCUCACACCAGCCACUGCACUUAAUGCUUGUUUAUUAUGGGGGAUUGGGGCAUAGAUGGCUUGUGAAAAAGCCUACAUAUCAUAAAUUAUCCAGCUAUCACUUUUUUUUUUAUUAACUAUUUAUUAUUUUCAGUCCAAAUAAACUUUUGUGGAUUU